This is a messenger RNA of Anneissia japonica, 2613 nucleotides long. RefSeq names its product epidermal growth factor receptor kinase substrate 8-like protein 2. Gene Ontology annotation, molecular function: actin binding. NCBI's taxonomy places the organism in Eukaryota, Metazoa, Echinodermata, Crinoidea, Comatulida, Comatulidae. The record is from RefSeq and is a predicted model, not a curated record. Gene Ontology annotation, biological process: Rho protein signal transduction; regulation of Rho protein signal transduction. Gene Ontology annotation, cellular component: plasma membrane.
CAAAUUCUGAAUCAGUGUUUUGAUGAAAUAGAGGCUUUUAUAGCAAGUCUACAGAAAGCUGCAGAUGCUUACACAGAACUCUCUCGCUUACGUCGUCAACGCAAAAGCAAGAAGCGAGAGCAUGGAGAUGGGCUCCUUAUUUCACGUUCAAGACCACCCCCAGAAGCAGACUAUGUUGAUUGUUUUCAGAAGUUCAAAUUUGCCUUUAAUCUCUUGGCAAAGUUAAAGGCUCACAUCCAUGAUCCAAAUGCUCCGGAACUAGUACACUUCCUGUUCAUUCCAUUGGAGUUGGUAGUUCAGAGUUGUCAGGGACCAGAGUUGGCUUCUUCCGUCGUUUCUCCUCUGCUCACACCACAAGCUAUUGAGCUUCUUCGCAACUGCCUCACAUCGAGAGAAAACGAUCUAUGGAUUACAUUAGGCCGUGCCUGGAACACACCAAAAUCAGCGUGGCCGAAGGAUCACUAUGUCCCAGUUUACACACCCCAGUUCCGCAAUGGUUGGGUUCCACCCCCAAACCCAGACAGCCAACAUCAGGAAUAUGGUCGGAAUGACAAUCAAAGACGAAGUAACUAUGGGCAACUCCCGCCCCAGCAACAGGGAACAUCAUCACUUGGGCCACCACCAACCAUGACUCCAACCCCACCUCCAGCAGUGGUCAACAGCGGCCAGCACUCACCUCGUUCUCUCCAGCCACGAAUUAGCAAAGCUACAUUUGACUUUGUUGCUCGCAACAACAAGGAGCUGACCAUUAUGGCAGGAGAAAUACUUGAGAUUCUUGAUGACCGCAGAAAAUGGUGGGAAGUUCGGAACUCAUCUGGACAACAAGGUUUUGUUCCAUCUACCAUCUUGGAGAUAACAAACCAACCAAAUACAAAUGCAUCAAACUCAAACAGUCGCAUUCCAACACCACCGCAGCAAUCCCCAAAUGGGUUUGGAGCACCAGGGAGUGGUCAGAUGCUCUACCAUCACCACCACAAUGGACAUCAACCCUUCCUCCAGGAUCAGGUUGAUGGCCCUAAAACUCCCCCAGUUGCACCGGCACCGGUUGCUGCACCAGCUCCAGCUCCUCCCCCAGCCCCUGCUAUUCCACCUCCACCUCCUGCUGUGCCCCCACUUUCGCAGACCAACAGUUGGCAGAGGAAAAGUAACACCACCAACAGUCAACCUGCUCAAACAAAAAAUGGUGUGUAUGUACCAGAUCACGAUGAUCAUGAUUAUGAUUAUGAUUAUGAUGAAUAUAUUCGUGCUCAAAAACUUGCAUUGGCUAAGAGUUCCAAGAAACAUGACGAACUCCAUGAUGAGUUGAUGCGGCGUGUCAACCAGGGUCAAGGGAGGAAUUUCAACAUUACCCGCACACCAUCAACCAAUACAGUUCCACUCACUUAUAACUCCACCCCAGCUGGUGUCACAAAAUGGCUACAGUCAAAGCGCUUCUCAAAACUAACGGUGGAUAGCCUUGGUGUUUUGACAGGCGCCCAGCUAUUUAGUUUGACCAAGGAAGAGUUGAAGCAAGUGUGCUUUGAUGAUGGCCCACGUGUUUAUAGUCAAGUGAUGGUGGCUAGAGCCCCCUUGGAGCAAAAAUCCACGACCUCUGAACUUGCAUUAAUAAUGGAGCGAAGGAAAGUACGAUCUUCCUCGAACGAGAGCGGUAGCCUGGACGAUAACAUUCCUCUCAACAAUCCUCCCCCGGACUUCAACCCUGCCCUCCCUAAUGUUUAGUGUCACUUCACUUGGUUAGGUAAUGUAAUUCCUUAUCAUGUGACAUUCCACCAUACAAUUAUUCAUUCUAAAUGCUUAUGCUGUAUAAUGUAAACACAUGACACAUAAAAAUAUACGCAUAUAUCAAAGACGUAAUGUAGUUGUAAUAAGAUUUCUGAUCUUCACAAAUGAAUAUUUGAUAAUCAUAAUAUUUGGUAUAUUUUUCUAGUGUAAUUGAAGGUUGUUGAUGUAGAUUUAAGCAUUCCGUAAAACAAAGCCUAGUAAAAAUACAAAUCAUAAUAAAAAAUAUUUAACUGUGGAGGGACAAAUCUAUUGUAAAUAUUGAUAAAUUACCUUAUUACUAAAAUUAUUUUAUAUAAUCAAUAAUUAAAUAUGUAUGGAAAUGAGAUGAAAACAUUGUAUGUUAUUGUUGUAACCUUGAAUUUGUUAUAAAUAUAUUUUUUAUUGCGAUUACUAUUUUCAUUAUUGAUAAUUUUACUGUUACCUUUCAAUAUAUUUACCUUUCUUUUUUUCAAUAUAAUAAUCUAUAUGAUCGUUGAAGGUUGUAAAACAAUGAUAAAAUAGAACAAUUAAUGGGAACUUACAAUAUUAUCUUUAAAAAGAUCUUAAAUUCAAUUUGGAUGAAAUUCAAACAUAGUAUAGUGAGGAUGUAUUGUUUAAAAACACUUUUAAUGACUAUGCAAGGGUGAAAUAGGAUCUUAACUUAAUUAGCUUUAUAAUUGACAUACUAUCAUUAUUAUUGUAUAAACAUAUUAAACAGGAAGUUUUAGUCGUAUUAUGUAUGCAACAUACUUUUAGAUAAUUGAUGAAUCAUUGCAUUUGUGAAAUUUAACCAAAUUGUGUUUAUUUUUUUGGUUUUGUUGUGCAUAUUGCCUUUAAAGUUGAUAUUUCAUU